Messenger RNA from Alternaria conjuncta, 1626 nucleotides. RefSeq lists its product as uncharacterized. The coding region runs from base 1 to 1626 and encodes 541 amino acids. The transcript has a single exon. The record is from RefSeq and is a predicted model, not a curated record. NCBI's taxonomy places the organism in Eukaryota, Fungi, Ascomycota, Dothideomycetes, Pleosporales, Pleosporaceae.
AUGCCAAUACGGUCGACCGGCGACAAAGAGGUCGAAGCAGUCGACCUGGACCGCUUAUUCGAACAAUAUGUCGAGACAGAUUUACUCAAUCAUUUCAAUGACCGAACGCCUAAGCAAUCCACUUCAGAUAACACGACGCAUCAUUUCGAAUCGUCUUUGUCAAAUGGAAGCGAAUGCUUUGGUCCUGAGCCUAUACUCGAUCGGGAAACACAGGCUGCUUGGCACAAGGCUCUCGAAAAGUACGCACAAAACGCAACCUCGUUUCGAUCUGAUGAUCCUGCCUCCUCUUUCUAUGUUACAUCAUCUUCCGGCAUUGAUUCUCGUAGCGACUCCGAGUUGUUAAGCUUCGAAGAUCUCUUUGAGCUGGAGAGAAAUCACUCAAGGUCCACCUCUCAGCCUCCUACAUCUCGACCCCACCCUUCUGGACGAUCUGUCAAAAAGACUCUUUCCUCUCACGGUCGACCGAAGUAUCGCGGCAUUACCAAGUCUACCAAGAGACCACAUCCUUCAGUCUCGGCCAAGAUGAUGCAAUCAUCUCAUUUCCAAUCGACCAUCGCGGAUGCGUGGACUCGCAAGACGGACAGCCCGACAGAAUCUUCCGCGAGAGCCUCGUCACAUGGUAUCGCUUCGCCCCCGCUUUCUUCCAAUCUGGAUCAGCAAGAGCGCAACAAUGGCGGUGUUCCCCAUAAUUACCACCAGGCUUACACUAAUGACUAUUCGAGCCUGCCCAACGACAGGUCGAACUAUACGAACUACCAAUUGACUCCAUCUGCAUCGCCAGCAAUGGGAAAUUCCAGCAACUCCGACAGCGGCUUCAACGCUAACAUGGGACUCGCCUAUUGCUCUUCUAGCACGUCAAGUGCGGCUCUCUCAGCCUUGCAGACCCCGCCUCCCUCUCUCCAAUUACCCGUGACAACAUGGGGCCCUGACCCCUCGCCGGCUUUGGAUCUUAGUUUCUCAGCCUCGUGCGACACUAGCAACAGCCUUGAGACAGCAGGUUGGUGGAAUGAGAACGACCCCACCGUUCAGCCGCCAUACUCUACCAGCUUUGGUCAGAGCAAUCUGCGAUCUACGAGCCACAAUGUGAGACUGGAAGGACUAGGAAUCUCUUACGACUCAGCCGCAUUUGACUUUGGCGCUAUGAACGAUAGCUAUUCGACCCCUAGAGCCUCAGCCUCGUUCGAUAUGGCUAGCUACGGUGCCAUGUACAACAGGCCAUCGCACCAUUACGCGCAACCCCAAGUGCUGCCCAACAGCCAACCAGUCUCACGUUCUCCCUCACCACGCGUCGAACCCCGCUUCCACCGCUCCAAGUCAAGUCAACAUCGCUCUAGCCAAUCGUCAAGACGCAAAUCCAGCCAUUCUUCCCAGCAGUCCUCACGGCAGACGAGCGCAAGCAGUGGCGGUGUCGGAUUCGUAAACUUCACGCCAGACGACAGCCGCAAGAUCCUGACAGGCGUCGCGCCCAGCGGUUCCAGCAAGACGAAAGCGCGACGAGAGAAGGAAGCCGCCGAUAAGCGCAGGAAGCUUAGUCGAGCGGCUAUGAAGGCUGUUAUAGAGGCUGGUGGUGAUAUCGAUAGCCUCAGGAGAUUGGAGAGGGAGGGCCUGCUGGUUAUGGAAGGGUGA